This is a messenger RNA of Aureobasidium vineae, 909 nucleotides long. Lineage: Eukaryota; Fungi; Ascomycota; Dothideomycetes; Dothideales; Saccotheciaceae. The record is from the annotation of a GenBank genome assembly.
AUGACCUCCUUACUACGCAGUUCCUUCCGCCUACCACUUGCAUCCUCGAGCCGCUUCUUCUCUACAUCCAUCCGCCGUCUCGCACAGGAACCAGCCCCUGUCGACCCUCAAGCCGCCAAGAAUACAAAGGUUUCGGCCAACUACAGCAGCCCUCAGAUCCGCAAGCCCCGCAGAGGCCCCUACGCAGACUCGCCCUUGCCAGUCUUCCCUCUGCUCGCCAUCUUCUUCACCGGCUCCUUCCUUUUCUACCAACUCUCAAAGUCACGAGCAGGCCAAGGCAAAUCCCACUACCCUCUGUUUCCCACUGGUGUCGCCGACGGUGAGGCUACCGUCAUCUUCGUCCUCGGUGGUCCCGGUGCUGGCAAGGGCACUCAAUGCAGUAACAUCGUCCGCGACUACAAGUUCAAGCAUCUCUCCGCUGGUGACUUGCUGCGCGAAGAGCAGGACCGCCAGGGUAGUGACUUUGGCGACCUGAUCAAGGAAUACAUCCGCGACGGCAAGAUUGUCCCCAUGGAGGUCACCAUCCAAUUGCUCGAGAACGCCAUGCAGGCCACCAUCAAGAACGACGGUAUCAACAAGUUCCUCAUCGACGGUUUCCCUCGCAAGAUGGACCAGGCCAUUCAAUUCGAAAAAUCCGUCUGCAAGAGCAACUUCACUCUGUUCUUCGAGUGCACCGAGAAGGUCAUGGAGGAGCGUCUGCUCAACCGUGGCAAGACCAGCGGCAGAGCCGAUGACAACGAGGAGAGCAUCCGCAAGCGUUUCAGAACCUUUGUCGAGACCAGCAUGCCUGUUGUCGAGUACUUUGACAAGGAUGGCCGUGUCGUCAAGAUACAGGCUGUUCAGACCCCUGACGAGGUCUACGAGCACGUCAAGCUUGGUUUCACUGAGCGUGGUAUCAAGCUCGUCUAG